Messenger RNA from Nomascus leucogenys (northern white-cheeked gibbon), 5860 nucleotides. RefSeq names its product influenza virus NS1A binding protein (gene IVNS1ABP). The record is from RefSeq and is a predicted model, not a curated record. The transcript is spliced from 14 exons. Gene Ontology annotation, molecular function: protein binding. Lineage: Eukaryota; Metazoa; Chordata; Mammalia; Primates; Hylobatidae. The coding region runs from base 2285 to 4213 and encodes 642 amino acids.
UACUCUGAUCAGUAGAUAUUAAAGAAAUGAGGUUCAUAUUAUGACCUUGAUGUACUAAAAAUCAGGUACUGUCAUGGAAUUAGAGUAAAAAUAAAUAAAAAUCAAGCACUAAAUAUAGGAUUCAUUUUACUGCAAAACUCAUAAUAAUAUUGUACAAAUUUGUCUGAUGCAAAUUGCCCCAAAAAUUCUCCAAUGUUUUCUCCAAGGGCUGCAGUAAUUUUAACCAUUUUUUUCCAAAAUAAAUUUUAGGUAGAACAUUCAAUUUGUCCAAUACAGUAAGUGGAUACCAUUUUUAUUUUUUGUUAGAUCAAGUUUAGAAGUAAAAAAUGAAUAAAACUGGUCAAAGUUUAAAAUAGUACCUUCAUAUUAUAAUGUUUUUGGCUUUUCAGAGGAUGCAUUUUAAUAUAAUAAUUUGCAUGGGGACUCCUUCCUCUUACUCUUAUUUUAAGAGCAGCUUAUGAAACUGAAGUUAGGAGUUGCCAACUAUGCCUGUGAGUUGACCACGCCAGUAUAAAUCAUAUAUAUAUGAAAAUUUUCUUAGUUUGAGCCGGGUCUUGGCUGAAAAUGUUUGAAGGUUUCUUUAGGAUAGUGUGUUCUCUCUGUGUACAAAUAAUUGUGUAUAUUUGGAAAACAUUUGUUAGAACUAGUUUCUUAGAGAAAAGCCAAAUUAACUAACCUAGAUAAAAGGUAGAGCAGAGGAAAUCAAUAUUACCUAAUGCUGUGAUAUAGUUUUGAUGCAGGGGUAAGUAUUCACAACAAUCCCAACCCGAAUUGGCAUUCUUGGGUUUCCUUGAAAUGAAACCUGUUACAGAGAAACCUGUUAGGACACAUGUUGAACUAAACAUAGUAGGUUUGUUGAAUUCGAACUGGACCAGCCUACAGUGGAGUCCUGUGGUAAGUGAUUAUUCACUUUGACGUAAUUGUUAGAUUUAGAAUUGUUGUAUUCUAAAUCUGUAUAAGGCAGAUAAUCUUAAGAUAUCCAUAAAAAUGAAUAUAUUUGCACAUAUUUCAGGUAAGUUAUUCCUUAGUUUUGGUUUCCAGAAUUAAUAGCAGUGUAAUAGCAGUUCAGGUGAUUAAAAAAUAAGUACCGUCUGAAUUUGACACAAGUAAUUGAUGAUGUGAAAACGAGGGAGGGAGAAUAGGUAGGAGGACUGAUUACCUUGAAGAUUAGGUUUGAACCAGAAUGAUUCCAUUGGUAGUUUAUUACUGUGGAUGAGAAAAAUGAUCAUACAAAGCUCAGGCAUCAGUAUUUUCCCUUCUGUUUAGUUUAUUCCAACAAAUUACUCAUCUAUGUUCAAGUUUUUAGGCUAGUCCUGGUAGAGAGGAGAUGGGAUGGAUGCAAAAGAUGAACAAGACAGAAGGUUUGCCCAUGAGUCAAGGAAGAUAAACAAGUAUAUAUAAAUACAGCAUGAAAUAGACCAGCUGGAAGAUCAUAAAUACCUCUCAGAUAGGGUUCUAAAUGUGGAGGAUGAGGAGAAACUGCUUCCCAACUGGGAGCAUUUGGCAGAGGCUCUAUGGCUGUAAGAUUUCCUCUGGCAGAGGUUGGGUUUAGGGCCUUCCAGGUAGAGAGAAGAACUUGAACAAAGUUAACAGUCUGGGAAGUGCAGAGUUCAUUUUGAGGAACAGUAACAUAGUAUGUAUGCUUGGGAAUAAUGUCUAAGGUUGCUUGCUGGCUCAAAACAGAUCGCAUGUUUGCAUAUUAGUUGGAAAUUAAUAGUAAAGAAUAUUAGAGUUAAACAGUAUUGACAUUUGUUUUGUAGUCUUGUGCUUUUACACCUCUCAUAAACAUAGGUCAUUAGCCCCUGCCCUUUGGGAAAGGACUUUUUUUUUUUUUAAUCACUUGGGUUGUUGCAAGUUAAAUGAAAAAUGUUUAUGUGGAAUUGCAUUUGUGUUCUUUUUUCAUGUAAUGGGAAUAUUUUUGCCAUUUAUCUCAAAUCUCUUGAAGAUCAGGAUUUGUUUUACAUGAUCUGCUCUACCUAGAUCAAUGACAUUUUGAUCAUUCUGAAUAUCUUAACUUACACUUAUCAUUGUUAUAGAUUAUGAUGCAUCAUUAUCACAGAAGAAAUUCGUGUCUAUAGCUUUUAAGGACUCGAUUACAUCAUUUUCAAGCCUGAUAGUUUUGGAAUCACCAUUAGAGCUUAAGACACAUCUGCCUUCAUUUCAACCACCUGUCUUCAUACCCUGACGAAGUGCGCCUUUUAACACUCCUUUGUCCUUGGAUUACUUAAAAGAGUUCCCAGAAAUACAUUCGCCACCAACAGAGUAGCCAAAUUUAUAAGGAAAAAUGAUUCCCAAUGGAUAUUUGAUGUUUGAGGAUGAAAAUUUUAUUGAGUCUUCUGUUGCCAAAUUAAAUGCCCUGAGGAAAAGUGGCCAGUUCUGUGAUGUUCGACUUCAGGUCUGUGGCCACGAAAUGUUAGCACACAGAGCAGUGCUAGCUUGCUGCAGUCCCUAUUUAUUUGAAAUCUUUAAUAGUGAUAGUGAUCCUCAUGGAAUUUCUCAUGUUAAAUUUGAUGAUCUCAAUCCAGAAGCUGUUGAAGUCUUGUUGAAUUAUGCCUACACUGCUCAGUUGAAAGCAGAUAAGGAAUUGGUAAAAGAUGUUUAUUCUGCAGCAAAAAAGCUGAAGAUGGAUCGAGUAAAGCAGGUUUGUGGUGAUUAUUUACUAUCUAGAAUGGAUGUUACCAGCUGCAUCUCUUACCGAAAUUUUGCAAGUUGUAUGGGAGACUCCCGUUUGUUGAAUAAGGUUGAUGCUUAUAUUCAGGAGCAUUUGUUACAAAUUUCGGAAGAGGAGGAGUUUCUUAAGCUUCCAAGGCUAAAGUUGGAGGUAAUGCUUGAAGAUAAUGUUUGCUUGCCCAGCAAUGGCAAAUUGUAUACAAAGGUAAUCAACUGGGUGCAGCGUAGCAUCUGGGAGAAUGGAGACAGUCUGGAAGAGCUGAUGGAAGAGGUUCAAACCUUGUACUACUCAGCUGAUCACAAGCUGCUUGAUGGGAACCUACUAGAUGGACAGGCUGAGGUGUUUGGCAGUGAUGAUGACCACAUUCAGUUUGUGCAGAAAAAGCCACCACGUGAGAAUGGCCAUAAGCAGAUAAGUAGCAGUUCAACUGGAUGUCUCUCUUCUCCAAAUGCUACAGUACAAAGCCCUAAGCAUGAGUGGAAAAUCGUUGCUUCAGAAAAGACUUCAAAUAACACUUACUUGUGCCUGGCUGUGCUGGAUGGUAUAUUCUGUGUCAUUUUUCUUCAUGGGAGAAACAGCCCACAGAGCUCACCAACAAGUACUCCAAAACUAAGUAAGAGUUUAAGCUUUGAGAUGCAACAAGAUGAGCUAAUCGAAAAGCCCAUGUCUCCUAUGCAGUACGCACGAUCUGGUCUGGGAACAGCAGAGAUGAAUGGCAAACUCAUAGCUGCAGGUGGCUAUAACAGAGAGGAAUGUCUUCGAACAGUCGAAUGCUAUGAUCCACAUACAGAUCACUGGUCCUUUCUUGCUCCCAUGAGAACACCAAGAGCCCGAUUUCAAAUGGCUGUACUCAUGGGCCAGCUCUAUGUGGUAGGUGGAUCAAAUGGCCACUCAGAUGACCUGAGUUGUGGAGAGAUGUAUGAUUCAAACAUAGAUGACUGGAUUCCUGUUCCAGAAUUGAGAACUAACCGUUGUAAUGCAGGAGUGUGUGCUCUGAAUGGAAAAUUAUACAUCGUUGGUGGCUCUGAUCCAUAUGGUCAAAAAGGACUGAAAAAUUGUGAUGUAUUUGAUCCUGUAACAAAGUUGUGGACAAGCUGUGCUCCUCUUAACAUUCGGAGACACCAGUCUGCAGUCUGUGAGCUUGGUGGUUAUUUGUACAUAAUCGGAGGUGCAGAAUCUUGGAAUUGUCUGAACACAGUAGAACGAUACAAUCCUGAAAAUAACACCUGGACUUUAAUUGCACCCAUGAAUGUGGCUAGGCGAGGAGCUGGAGUGGCUGUUCUUAAUGGAAAACUGUUUGUAUGUGGUGGCUUUGAUGGUUCUCAUGCCAUCAGUUGUGUGGAAAUGUAUGAUCCAACUAGAAAUGAAUGGAAGAUGAUGGGAAAUAUGACUUCACCAAGGAGCAAUGCUGGGAUUGCAACUGUAGGGAACACCAUUUAUGCAGUGGGAGGAUUCGAUGGCAACGAAUUUCUGAAUACGGUGGAAGUCUAUAACCUUGAGUCAAAUGAAUGGAGCCCCUAUACAAAGAUUUUCCAGUUUUAACAAAUUUAAGACCCUCUCAAACUAACAGGCUUAGUGAUGUAAUUAUGGUUAGUAGAGGUACACUUGUGAAUAAAGAGGGUGGGUGGGUAUAGAUGUUGCCAAUAGCAACACAAAGCUUUUGCAUAUUGCAUAUUAUUAAACAUGCUGUACAUACUUUUUGUGUUUAUUUGGAAAGGAAUGCAAAGAUGAAGGUCUGUUUUGUGUAUUUUUAAGACUUUGGUUAUUUUACUUUUUGGAAAAGAAUAAACCAAGAAUUGAUUGGCACAUCACUUCAAGAAGUCCCCUCUCCUCCACAUUUGUUUUGCCAAUUUGCACAUUAAAUGACUCUUCCCUCAAAUGUGUAUUAUGGGGUAAAAGGGGUAGGGUUUAAAGAUGUAGACAGUUGGGUUUUUUAAGGGCCCUUUUUCAAUAACUGGAACACUCUAUAACAAAGGAUACUUAAAAAGAUGACAUUGACUAUUUUUGUUUUUAUUAAAAGGAAGCUUACAUGCCUACCAAUAUUUAAUCUUUUAUGAUUGCCUUUUUAUAACUUUUUAUAUUCUCAGCAGAGUGCUUUACCAAUUGAAGUAAAAUGUGGCAGGUUGGAGUUAUUGAAGCAGAGUGGCAGUCUUCAAGUUUGCAGAGUAGGGGUCUGUCUUUUAAACUCUCUGAGUGCAAACUGUUCAGAGCUCUUGCCUUGGCUGCAGUUUUUUUCCUUCAAGAAUGCAGUACUAACAUUUAUUUGAGUGGAGUUACUGAACAGUAACAUAGCUGUGAUUUUUGGUAUUUGAAACACUGGUUUUAAAUAUUUUGACUUGUUGAGGGUAUGUUUCAUAUAGCAAGAUAUUAUAUAGCAGUAAAAAGUGGUGUUUUAUCUUCUAUAUAAUUCCUGUUUUUAUUAUUAACAAAACAGUCCUAAAUAGCAGCCCUCAAUUGUGAAAAAAAUUAAACUACAUUAGGUUGUGAAUGCAGGUUUUAUCAGAACUAUGUUUUUAUUCAGUUUAUCUGUUCAUAUGGAUAAAUAUUGGUUGGGAUGACUUGGUGUCUAAUGUGUAGUGCUACACACCUAACUUAUGGUGCCAAAAUAGCAUGUCCUAAUGCUUGCUGCUGAUGCAAACACAUUAAAGGUACUUUGCAGGAAAUCCUUGCACCAUGGGAUUAAUAUCCAAUUGCUGCCUGUACACUCAUUCAUUACUAAAAGUUUUGAGAAAUUUUUUUUCCAGUAAUGAGCUUAAGAAAUUUGUGGAAAAUAACUCACCUGGCAUCUUACAUCUGAAAUAAGGAAUGAUAUAAGGUUUUUUUUUUCUCACAGAAGAUGAAGCACACAGGAACCUAAUGGGCCAACUGGGAUGAGAUGAAUAUUCAGUGAUGACUAUUCUGAGAUGACUAUUCAGUGGCUAACUUGGGUUAGGAAGAAAAUAAUUAGGUAUUUUCUCCAAAUGUUCACUGGUACUCUGCCACUUUCUCUCAUCUGUUACACAAAGAACCACCAGGAAAGGAAAUCAGUUUGGUUGCUAACUCUGUAAUUCCUAUCACUGGUUUGGUUCUGGACUAAAACUACAUUGACAGAUUGAAUUUGCCUAAUAUGAUGACUGUUUUUAAUAUGGAUCUGUAUGUGUUCUAUUCAGCACAAGGAAAUAAAAUUUUAGUUGAGGAUUCAGCACUAAA